ACAUGACAGCACACAUCUGCUGCAGCUUCCUCUCGUGCCAACAAAGCGUCCACCGAAGCCCUAUCCCAGUUCCCCGCCGUGCUUCCCUUCCCUUUCUCACAUCACAGCCAACUCCACUUCCAUGGAUGAUGAUGGGCCCUUCAACUUCAUCUUUACUAGAGUAGCUCUCUCUAUAUAAACAACCCCCUCUACCUCCUAGCUUACGAACCCCAGUACUCCACACAUACAAAGCAAAGCAGAGCAGAGCAGAGCAAAGCCAAGAACCCACCGCAUCUGUCUCGCCUCGUCAUCGCCGUCCAUUGAUUUCAUUUGCUGCAACCACGCCGCGCGCUACGUGACCGUAGAGCUAGACAGCGAACCAGUGAUGGCGGGGGAGCGGCAGCGGCGGCGGACGGGGCUGGUGGCUGCGGCGGACGCGGCCUCGUGGUGCUUCGCGCUGUCGGUGGUGGCGCUGCUGCUGGUGAGCUCGCUCGGCGCCGGCGCCGGCGAGGAGCGCGGAGCGGUGGUGGUGCGUGGCCCGCGGCUGCAGUCGCGGGGGCCGUGCGAGGAGAUAUACGUGGUGGGGGAAGGCGAGACGCUGCACGGCAUCAGUGACCGGUGCGGCGACCCCUACAUCCUGGAGCACAACCCGCACGUCCACGACCCCGACGACGUCUUCCCGGGCCUCGUCAUCAACAUCACGCCCCGCCUCCGCGCCGCCUCCACCAACCGCUGAUCACCCAAGCGAAACUCAAUCCUUCACUGUUUCUCGGCGGCGUCACCCGUGCUCGAGUUUGAAGGCAUGAGCCGGAGCAAGAAAUUGUAUGUUGCUAAGUGAAAUGGACCAUCUCCGACUGGCUGUGAAGAGAAAAAAGAAAUUGCUCGCCCAACGAUCUCUCCGUUUAAUUAAGGUCUUCCUUCCAUCGCUGAAACAGAGUUGGCCACUUCUUGCUUUGUUUGCUAGCCGAGGAACCAAGACAAGGUUGCCUGCCUGCCCGCGCGGCUGCAGGAACUGUGAAUUGCACUGCAGGACUUUGGAACGGGGGCGACAAGUCAAGGACUCAAGGCAACGGCUACUUUUGGGGACUGCAAUGUAGCCGUUUGAUGUUUGCUUGUCCUUGCGUUCACUCUUUUUAAUAUGCCAUCAGGUUCAGUCCUAACGGGGAAGAGAACACGCCCUGUGAUUAAAAAGAAGUACCCGUGGAAGUCCAAUAUCAUUCCAAGACCUUAGCAUUGCUUCAUCGCAGAUCGAACACAAAACCUCGUCGCGAGAACGUAGACACCCCAACCAAUCUACAUGAUGUCUAUAGUAUUGUUUAUACAUGACAUGGAGUGGUAUUAGAGACACUAACUGUCUAAGCUAAUGUACAUUCCCUCACAACUAGGGUGACUAGUUAACCCGAGAUCCGCCAAUGCAGCAUUUUGACCAAUGAUUUCGGCCUGGUUUUCAUA
This is a messenger RNA of Brachypodium distachyon (stiff brome), 1431 nucleotides long. RefSeq lists its product as uncharacterized. The record is from RefSeq and is a predicted model, not a curated record. NCBI's taxonomy places the organism in Eukaryota, Viridiplantae, Streptophyta, Magnoliopsida, Poales, Poaceae. The transcript has a single exon. Bases 365 to 715 code for a protein of 116 amino acids.